GGCAGUGUGAGUUCAUCUUAGUGUGACCAAUAAUCAAAGAAGCUACAGAUCAAUGGACUGGAACUCGAAGGUGUCAGGAGCAGCAGGAGGAAGAGCAGGAGGAGGAGGCAGGGCAGGAGCAGCAGGAGGAGGAGCAAGAGAAGGAGACGGAGCAGGAGGAGGUGUCCGUCUCCAUCAGAGGAGGAGGAGGAGCUGGGUGUGGAACCAGUUCUUCGUCCUGGAGGAGAACACCGGAGACGAGCCGCUCUACGUCGGAAAGCUCCACUCUGACGUGGACAGAGGUGAUGGUCGGGUCAGGUACAUCCUGAGCGGGGACGGAGCAAUGUCCGUCUUCACCAUCGACGAGAGGACAGGAGACAUUCAUGCCACCAAGAGGCUGGACCGGGAACAGCAGCCGUACUACACACUGAGAGCACAGGCUCGAGACCACCUCACCAACCUGCCGGUCGAACCCGAGUCCCAGUUCGUCAUCAAAGUCCAGGACAUCAAUGACAACGAGCCCAAGUUCCUUGACGGACCGUACACUGCCAUGGUGGCUGAGAGGUCUCCUGUAGGUGAGUCCAGCACCUGCAGACCAGCAGAGGAGAGCUUUCAUAUAAACCAGGGUUUGGUGUUGGAGAAGCAGCGUACAGUCCUGGUGGGUAAUGAUGAGUCUACCAUCGAUGGACAGGACCCCGACAACGGAGACGAGUCAGAGGGUGUGGUGCGGACAGCUCUACCUGACAUGGACCGAGAGGUGCAGGACUAUUACCUGCUGAUCGUCCAGGCCAAAGACAUGAUUGGUCAGAUGGGUGGUUUGUCCGGAACUACCUCUGUCACAGUGAGGCUGACUGAUGUCAACGACAACCCCCCUCGCUUCCCCCGCAAGAGUUACCAGUUCAGGGUUCCAGAAUCGACACUGGUUUCAGCCGUAGUCGCUAAAAUCAAAGCCCUGGAUCUGGACAUUGGUCCAAACGCUGAGAUGGACUACAGGAUCCUGGAUGGCGAUGGACUGGGAACCUUCAGGAUGAUCACUGAUCCGAACACACAGGAGGGACUGAUCACGCUGCAGAAGACUCUGGAUUUUGAAACCAAGUCGAGCUUCACACUGCGAGUCGAGGCAUCCAAUCGUUACGUGGACACUCGUUUCCUGACCAUGAGUCCAUUCAGCGACGUGGUGACGGUUCGUCUGCUGGUGGAGAACCUGGACGAGCCUCCAGUCUUCUCCUCCUCCGUCAGUCGGAUGGUGAUCUCUGAGGCAGCUCCAGUGGGAACUGAUGUGGGAUCAGUUUCAGCUCACGAUCCCGAUGCCAAGAGCAGUCCCAUCAGGUACUCGAUAGACUGGAAGUCAGACAUGGAGCAUUACUUUGAUGUUGACAGCAGUUCAGGUGUGAUCACAACGGCCCGACCUCUGGACAGAGAGGUCAUCGCUCUACACAACAUCACCGUCCUCGCCAUGGAGAGCCUGGAUCCGUCUCAGGUGGGGAAAGCUGUGGUUCUGGUCUCUGUGACGGACGUUAACGACAAUGCUCCAAGCUUCGCCGUUGAGUACGAAACCUUCGUCUGUGAGAACAGCCAACCUGGACAGACGCUGGACAUGUCGCUGGAAAACUUUUUCAUUAUGCCUAAGAAGAGAGAUAAUCAGAAAAAGAACAACAAGUCGGCGGCUAGCAAAGCGCUAGCUAACCCAGACGACGACACAGAGCCAGAGCUAGCUAACGAAGAAGAGCCAGAAUCCUGUACCGAGUCCGCCUGCCCCACUAGCGAUGACACAGUGGUUCAGCAGGUGACGCGUAAUAUUAAGAAGAUGCUGGACACUACACUUGAUAAUAUCCUGAAACCAGUCACAGAGAUGUCAGAAAAGCUAGACAAGCUAGUGGACAGACUGGGGACGGUGGAACAGCGAGUGUCCGACUUGGAGGAUAAUGCAGCGGCUAAUGCACCACGGCUUGACUCGGUGGAGUCAGAGCUGAAAAAAGCAAUGGAAAAACUCGAGAAUUAUGAGAACCAGAGUCGACGACAAAACAUCAGAAUUAUUGGACUGAAAGAAGGCACUGAAGGCAAGGAUCCACCCGUGUUUUUUGAGAAGUGGAUUCCCGAGGUCUUGAACAUGGACAUGCAAGGAGAGCGGCUGAAAAUAGAACGAGCUCAUCGUGCGGGACCUCCACUGGGAUCCACGGGCAAACAGGGCCUGGUGAGGCUUCACGACUACACGGACAGACAGAGGAUUUUACGCGCAGCAAGAAACAAGGGCAGAGUCACGAUGGAUGGCCAAGUAGUGUCUUUUUACCAGAACUUUUCUGCUGAGAUUGUAAAAUGA
Epinephelus moara (kelp grouper) is the source of this 2299-nucleotide messenger RNA. Its product is annotated as cadherin-7-like. Gene Ontology annotation, biological process: adherens junction organization; multicellular organism development; cell morphogenesis. Gene Ontology annotation, cellular component: plasma membrane; catenin complex; adherens junction. The record is from RefSeq and is a predicted model, not a curated record. The transcript is spliced from 11 exons. Gene Ontology annotation, molecular function: cadherin binding; calcium ion binding. Lineage: Eukaryota; Metazoa; Chordata; Actinopteri; Perciformes; Serranidae. Bases 53 to 2299 code for a protein of 748 amino acids.